Molecule: messenger RNA, 2803 nt
Organism: Myxocyprinus asiaticus (Chinese sucker)
Lineage: Eukaryota; Metazoa; Chordata; Actinopteri; Cypriniformes; Catostomidae
Gene: fzd3a
Product: frizzled class receptor 3a
Exons: 8
Coding region: 566-2803 (745 amino acids)
Biological process (GO): canonical Wnt signaling pathway; non-canonical Wnt signaling pathway
Cellular component (GO): plasma membrane
Molecular function (GO): Wnt receptor activity; Wnt-protein binding
Source: RefSeq, a predicted model, not a curated record
ACGGCCAUUGCAAUGAUGAUAGACAGUAACAACACCAAGCCAUUCUCGGCGCAUGUAUUGGAUGUGUUCUUUCAAUCUCAGUCCUGUGACGUAAGAUGUUUUAUGUGCUUUUAUACUGAGUAACGCGAGAGCAAUAUUCGUCUGCGCGUCACCGCCGAUUGCGCGCGCCAGGACAAAUCCUCCGAACCUGCCCGAAAGACACAUUGGGGUCUUAUUGUUAGAGGAGCAGAGUGGGGUCCCGCACGUGAAUGGUCUUACCCAGAGAGGCUACUGUGUGCAUUGUAACAUUGGAGUUUUUCUGGUCCCUUAGAUGAAAUGUGGAUGCCACGUAACAAAAUUUGAAACCCAGAAAUGCAUAACAACAAAAGACGGAUGUGCAAUGAAAAGACCUGGAUCUAGUAUGGCACUGCAAAACGGAGAAGCACGCCCUAUAUGGGCAGUUUCUGCAUUUGUCAAUCAACAGAUAAUUUAUGAGGAAAUGGAGGAUCUCAGAUUUUCCUGAUACACACCUAUCCUUUGCAAGACACAGCACAUCCAAGCCUUGCUCUGGAGUGCACUUCCAACCAUGGAUCUCCUUUGGGUUCUACUGUCCAUGCUGACUACAUGUUUGGCAAUAAAUAUGGAAGCUACCGGGAGCCAUAGCAUGUUUACCUGUGAACCUAUCACAUUAAGGAUGUGCCAGGGCCUUUCCUACAAUACCACCUUCAUGCCCAACAUUCUAAAUCACUAUGACCAGCAGACUGCUGCUCUUGCAAUGGAGCCCUUUCAUCCUAUGGUAAACCUGGAGUGCUCCACUGAAAUACGCCCAUUCUUGUGUUCCCUUUACGCACCCGUGUGCACUGAGUACGGCCGAGUGACCCUGCCAUGUCGACGCCUGUGCCAGCGUGCCAAGAGUGAUUGCUACAAACUCAUGGACAUGUUUGGGGUCAGCUGGCCAGAGGAGAUGGAGUGUAGCAGGUUUCCACAAUGUGAUGAGUCUUACCCACGAGCUAUAGACUUACUCCCCAACACUGACAGCACAGAGGAAUCGCCCUCAUCUGUUCAACGGGACUAUGGCUUCUGGUGUCCACGAGAGCUGAAGAUCAACCCUGAGUUGGGCUACUCAUUCAUGGGUGUGCAUGACUGCUCGCCUCCUUGCCCAAACAUGUACUUCCGCAAAGAUGAGCUCAUCUUCGCCCGCUAUUUCAUUGGUGUUAUCUCCAUUGUCUGCCUGUCAGCCACACUCUUCACCUUCUUGACCUUCCUUAUCGACGUUGGCCGUUUCCGUUACCCUGAGCGGCCCAUCAUCUUCUAUGCCGUCUGCUACAUGAUGGUGUCCCUGGUUUUCUUCCUGGGCUUUCUACUGGAGGAUCGUGUGUCGUGUAAUUCUGCAAGCCCGGGUCGAUUCCGUGCCUCCACCAUCACCCAGGGUUCUCACAACAAAGCUUGCACGCUCCUCUUCAUGACACUCUACUUCUUCACCAUGGCGGGCAGCAUUUGGUGGGUCAUCCUUACCAUCACCUGGUUCCUGGCUGCUGUUCCCAAAUGGGGGAGUGAGGCUAUUGAAAAGAAGGCUUUGCUCUUCCAUGCAGUGGCUUGGGGAGUUCCAGGGGCCCUCACCAUCACCCUCAUGGCCAUGAACAAAAUCGAGGGCGACAGCGUGAGUGGUGUUUGCUUUGUGGGGCUCUACGACCUGAUGGCUUUAUGCUGGUUCCUCUUGGUGCCCCUUGCGCUUGAUGUGGUCGUGGGUGUGGUGCUGUUAUUAGCAGGCAUCGCAGCACUGAAUAGGGUCCGCAUGGAGAUUCCAUUAGAGAAAGAGAACCAGGACAAAUUGGUGAAGUUCAUGAUCCGGAUUGGCGUGUUUUCCGUGCUGUAUUUGGUGCCUCUGCUGACAGUAAUUGGCUGUUAUCUAUAUGAGCAGAGCUACAGAUCAGUGUGGGAGACUACCUGGGUACAGGAGCACUGCAGAGAAUACCACAUCCCCUGCCCGCUUAAGGUGGAACAGACAAGCAGGCCUGAUAUCACCUUAUUUCUCAUCAAGUACCUGAUGAUGCUGGUGGUGGGCAUCCCAUCAGUGUUUUGGGUUGGCAGUAAAAAGACGUGCUUUGAAUGGGCCAGUUUCUUCAGUGGGCAUCGCAGAAAAGAAGCAUUAACCUCCUCUCCUUCCCCUUGUUCCACCCCCUCUUCCCUCGUUCACUUGCCCUCUGUCUUCCCACUCUCUCUUCCUUCAAUCCUCCGCCGCUCCCUUCCCUAUGUACCACCCUUUUCCCUGUCACUCUCCCUCUCUGUCACCCCCACUCCCCCUGUCUCUACCACCCUCAGCAGUACGGUGCAUGAGAGCAGGCAGGUGCUGCAGGAGCCUGAUUUCACCCAGCUGCUCCUCAGAGACCCCAACACACCAGUGGUGAGGAAGUCCAGAGGCACCUCGACACAGGGCACCUCCACCCACGCCUCCUCCACGCACCUCGCCAUGCUGGACGAGCCCCCCAGUGCAAGCACCAGCCGUGCGGGCAGCAUGCGCAGCAAGGCCAGCAGCUACCAUAGCAGCCUGCAUCGCUCACGAGAUGGCAGACACACAGCUUGCAGUUUCCAUGGAGUUGAAGAGCGUCUCCCUCACGGGAGCACCCUACGCCUUAAUGAUCAGCUUCAGCACUGUGGCGUCGACCGCCUUGACAGCCAUUCGCGGCAUGGCAGCAUGAAGCGCCUGGAGAGCCAAUCACGGCACAGCAGCAUGCGUGACCUCAGCAUCACAGCACAAGCCAUCCAAAGUGGCCCUGGCAAUGGCAUUCACCGUGUCAUUGAGGAGGACGCAACCAAGGCGUAA